Messenger RNA from Paramecium octaurelia, 1359 nucleotides. The record is from the annotation of a GenBank genome assembly. NCBI's taxonomy places the organism in Eukaryota, Ciliophora, Oligohymenophorea, Peniculida, Parameciidae.
AUAAUGUAUAAGGUAAUGAGAAACGACUCGUUAGACUCAGAAAAUAAUGUAGAACAAUAUGAUGAAGAUCAGGAUUAAGAAGAUGGGUAAGAUGUUGACAUGGAAGGAUAACAAUAUUAUGAUUAUGAAGAAUAAGAUAUAUAACAGCAAGAAGAGUAUUAAGAAUAUCAGCCAGAGGAACAAUAGGAUGAGUAAUAAAGUAAUAUCUUAUAGUAAGAAGGUUUUAAAUAUCAACCAUUUGACUAAAGGAAGUGGCAAUGGGCAGAACCGCUGAUAGAGGGAGUUCCACCUUGUGCUCGAGGUGGUCAUUCAGCAACAUUGAGUGGAGCCUCUAUUAUAUUGUUUGGGGGACAUUAUUAUGCCAAUAAGGAUGAGGGAUAUAAAUACUUGAAUGACACAUAUUAGAUGGAUGUGAAUGCAAACAGAUGGUUCAAAGCCAAGGUUCAAGGUACUCCACCUGCUCCCAGAUAUGCUCAUUCUGCAGUUUUGGCAGGAUAAAGGAUUAUUAUUUUUGGAGGAAAGGGAGAGAAAUGCGUCUUUAGAGACCUACAUGCUCUCGAUCCAUUAACAUUAACAUGGUAUUAAGGACCUGAAGGAUCCGGUUCUCCAAGUGCUAGAUUUGCUCAUUCUGCUACUUUGGUAUGUACUUUGGUAGUAUUAAUCAUAGUACGCCUCUACAAAAAUGAUAAUAUUUGGGGGUUGGAAUGGAAUCGAUUAUUUUAAUGAUCUCUAUGUCCUGGACUUAGAAGUCAUGGCUUGGUCUCAACCACCAUGUACAGGCCCUUCUCCCACUCCUCGUUAAGGACACACGGCUAUAUAGGUGGGAGCCAACUUAAUCAUAUAGGGAGGUUUCUAUUAUUAGGAGGAUAAAUCUCUUAAGACAUUACAUAAGACAGCAAAUCCUCGACAUGGAUCGCAUCUAAGAGGCUGUUAUUUGAAUGAUAUUAGAAUUCUCGAUACUGAACACUUUGCAUGGAGUAGGUUAAGAGUAAGUGGAACUCCUCCUGCUCCACGAUAUGGACACUCAGCUAAUGUCAGUGGGGCUGACAUUGUAGUGUUUGGGGGAUGGUCACUAAACUCAGGAGCCAGGAGGUUCUAUAUUUAUCUAUUGUUAGCGAAAAUAAUUUUGCCACUCCUCCAGACAUCGAUUACUUGAUAGUUUUGAACACUGAGAAAAUGUGUUGGGAGAAGGCCAAGUAUGAGGGGAAUGCUCCAAGAAAUAGAUAUGGUCAUACAGCCACUUCCAUUGGUCCACACAUAUUGAUAUUUGGAGGGUGGGAAUAUAACAGAGCUACGAAUCAAGUAGUUGUGCUAAGAGAUCUUAAUGUCGGACAAUAAUAGUAGGAGAAGAAAAAAUGA